This is a messenger RNA of Marchantia polymorpha subsp. ruderalis, 2330 nucleotides long. The record is from the annotation of a GenBank genome assembly. NCBI's taxonomy places the organism in Eukaryota, Viridiplantae, Streptophyta, Marchantiopsida, Marchantiales, Marchantiaceae.
CAUCUGAACGAGUACAUCAGAUUCAGAUUUCAUAAUUAGCAUGAAUUUACCUCAAGACAGCACAAUCACUUCGUUGAAGAACGUUCAAUAGUAAAUGGGUCCUCGGGUGGAGUAUAAUCUUCACGGAGAGCAGACAGUCUGUCAAUCAGGAUCCAGUUCAUGAUUGCAGGAGCCCUGGCAUCUGUGAAUUAUGCCCAGCACCGAUCCUGCAUUAUUUCGUCAUCUGAACCACCCUCUUCACCCUUUUCACCCUUCCUGAAUCUCGCGUCCCGAGGAUGCACGCAUGUUGGCCAAAGCGUAUGUAUGUAGUGAAAGUGCUCCCAUUUGCAGCUCACCCAAGGGUGCUGUGCCAGAAGGUGCAUGCACGUAAAUGGUCGGAGGAAACCCCGAAAUCAGACGAGCUCGGAUCGAAAAUCUCGAGCUGUUCCAGUUUAUCUGGCACGUGAUCCCCUCCAGCUUUUGCUGAUCAUCACAGGCUUCAUGGAUCAUGGCACCUUUUGAUCGGUUUGGCUGGUCUUGGAGGUGAUGGUGCUCGGGAAAAGCGACUGAUGCUUGCGCCUUUAGAUCUCGGCUUUCGUUCUUUGUCCUGUCCUGGAACAGGGAAGACUUUUAGCUGAGUACUCCUCGUUGUCCUAAUGUUGUUGUAGCAGGGUUUGUAGCAAAAUUUCACGAGCAGGAUCUUAAGAAUUCCAGUGCCAUCUUAUAAUCUGCAAAUGGAUGGUAACCGCGUAAAGAAUCCAGCCGUCAUACGGUUCAAUCACAGUCCAGGAGAGGAGAUAACUAAUGCGAGGGAGGUACUCACCGGUUGCUGUGUGAUUCCCAAGUUUCCAAGAAAUGUGGGACUACAUCUUGAUUACGUCGGCCAAUUGCCCUCUGUCGUUCCUCGGGGUCAUGUACGAGUGCGGCUUACGACGCGACCGAUACAGCAUGUGGAUAUGAAAAUAAUCCGUACUGGCGGGUACAAAGAGCUCAGAAGUCGAGAUUUCGUUACAAUUGGAGCUGAGGGUGUUGGAUUCAUUCAUGAGAUCGGGGAAGAUGUGAAAAGUGAUCUUCAUCGAAAUCAGAGAGUGAUGCCGGUUUUGUUUUGGGAUAACCUUCUGAAGAAAGGGAACGGAUCGUGGCAAUCUUAUGUCGAUGUAGCUGAGGAAAAUGUGUUUCCACUUCCAGAAGUUUCAAAAGAAUCAGCUGAUUACGUGCCAGAUGAAGUAGCAGCUCAGUUUGUGAUUACUGCGUGGACAGCUUUAGGUCUUUUCCAUACUGCAGUUGCUGGUAUACAAGAGGGCCGUUUUCUAUUGCUGUCGGCUCCAAGCUCCACAAUUGGCCGUCAUGUUCUCGGAAUUUCCAAGAGUAAGAACAUCAAUAUCAUAGCUGUUGUGCGAAAAGACGAGCAGAAAAGCCUCUUUAAAGAGAUGGGAGUGGAGCAUGUCAUCUGCGCCAAUUCCAGCAAAGAAGUAUUUGUGGAGCAAGUAAAAAAAAUAACUGGUGAGGGAGGAGCUCAUGCUGCAAUUGAUGGUGUUGGUGCUGAGACGACGAUGAAGCUGGGAGCAUGCUUGAGAGAUGAAGGAGAGCUUUUAAUCUUUGACAACGCAGCAGGCACUGAUUCUGACGACCACGUUAAGAUCAGCUUGGGUGACUUGAAGCGAAAAAUUCAAGUCAAGUGGUGGACACUUACAGAUUACGUGAAGAUACGCAAAGGAAACAGGGAGGAAACACGGGAGGCAAUGACAAAACUAUUCAAUGAAACUUUGAAUCUGUACAAAGAGAAGUUAUUAAUCUUCCCUACUCAUGAAAAAGUCUUCACUUUUGAUGAACUUCCUGAAGCUCUAGACGUAAUUGGGGAGAUUAAAAAUGACUUUCACAAAUGUAAACUAUUAUUGGUCAAUCAUAAAGAAUAAGAGAGACCAUACUUUGGUGACGGUAACAACAUAGAUUUUGAAGGCUGGAGAAUCAAUCCGGUGACAUUGCUCUAUCUUAUUACGGACUCUUUUGGAGCUUCUAUGUUCUCCUGUAUUUGGAAUAUCGUGGUGCAUUGUCCGUGUCAUAUACUGAUCCAUUGCUCAUCACAUUCACUCCAAAUUGUGGAGAGUACGGUAAGAGAACAAUAACAAUUUUCGAAUUGGAUUCCAUCCACAAAUUUACUACAGAGUUUAGGUUCUGGGCGAUGGUACCUGAAACUUGCUAUUUUUAACCCCCAGGAACACACGGUGUUCGGUAAAUUUUAUAUGUUUUAUACAAUAACCAUAGGUAUCGUGCCCCAUACCGGAAACUUCAGGAGUACACUCUCCGGCCUUUUACAUGAAGCAAUAUAUUUGAUGUAUUGAAAUGAGCAU